Molecule: messenger RNA, 13758 nt
Organism: Sus scrofa (pig)
Lineage: Eukaryota; Metazoa; Chordata; Mammalia; Artiodactyla; Suidae
Source: RefSeq, a predicted model, not a curated record
GCAAGCUGGGCCCGAGUGCUCGCUAACCCCAGCGUCUCCUGUCCCCGGUGUCCCGGGCGAGUUGGGCAGCCCCUGGAGCCCCGGCCUUGCGCCCCCGCCCCCAGCCAGGGCUUAGGUGAACCUGGGGUGGGGUGAGCGUGCGUGCGUGCGUGUGUGUGUAUGGUGUUGGGGGAGGUUAGACUGGGAACGCACUGUUUUCUUUCCCAGUUUGAUAUUAGCAACUGGAUUUUUACUUUAAGAACGGCUUUGCUCACUGCUGGGGUUGGGAGGGGGCGAUCUUUUCCCAUCACUCACAUCUUUGUUCAUUGUUCACUGAGUGGAAGGCAGGCGACUUAAAGAGACGAAAGAGAGGAAGGGGGGGAGAGGAAGAGAGAGGAAAAAGAGAGGGAGCGAGAAGAGAGAAGGAAGAGUGGCGCGGGGAGAGCCCCCCCGCCCCUGCCCGGGUCGGGUUGGAUGGUGAAACAGUAAACCCGCGCACGGAGGGUCGCCGGGAAAGUGGACAUUACCGCUUUAAUUAACUUCGAGAUGCUCCGGCGGCGGGACCUGGCGUAGCCGUGACGCGCCCCCAUAAAUCUGCCCGGCCCGGGGCUGCUCGGAGAACUCGUACAGUAGCGGCGUCAGACCCGACGCGCGCCUCCCAGUCCGGAGCCCAUUUGCAUAAUUGGAUCUUUUUUUUUUUUUUCUUUCUUUCUUUCCCCCACCCCCCUCAUUCUCCCUCCCUGAAACUUGUUUGAAAACCCAAGCGAAAACCGCGACGACCUGCACGCUCACAAGCGAGUGCCAAGGAACUGGGACGGCCCUCUGGCAAUCUGUCAGUGCCUGGAUCAGCUGCAUCCUUUCUGGGGUAUUUUCUCACCAGACUGACAGUCCUUAAGACAAGUAUGCAGUUAAGCUGCUAAGGAAUGGAAGAAGCCAGUCUGUGCCUUGGAGUGUCCUCGGCGGCGCCGGAAGCUGAGCCCCAUCUGAGCGGCCCCGUCCUCAACGGCCAGUAUGCCAUGAGUCAGAAGUUGCACCAAAUCACCUCCCAGCUCAGCCAUGCCUUUCCUGAGCUCCAUCCGCGGCCCAACUCUGAGGAGAAGACCCCCGCGCCCCUCGACGAGAAGGCCCAUGUGCCCAUGAGCGGCCAGCCCAUGGGCAGUCAGAUGGCGCUCCUGGCCAACCAGCUGGGACGGGACGUGGACACCAGCCUCAACGGGAGGGUGGACCUGCAGCAAUUCCUCAACGGGCAGAACCUGGGCAUCAUGUCCCAGAUGAGCGACAUCGAGGACGACGCCCGCAAAAACCGCAAGUACCCGUGCCCACUGUGCGGCAAGCGUUUCCGCUUCAACAGCAUCCUCUCCCUGCACAUGCGCACUCACACCGGCGAGAAGCCCUUCAAGUGCCCGUACUGCGACCACCGGGCGGCACAAAAGGGGAACCUCAAGAUUCACCUGCGGACCCACAAGCUGGGCAACCUGGGGAAGGGGCGCGGGCGCGUGCGCGAGGAGAACCGCCUGCUGCACGAGCUGGAGGAGAGGGCCAUCCUGCGGGACAAGCAGAUGAAGAGCAGCCUGCUGCAGCCCCGGCCCGACCUGAAGCCCCUGCCGCAUGCCCAGCAGACCCCGCUGGCCGCCUGCAACCUGGCCCUGCCCGCCAACCACAGCGUGUCGGACGUGGCCAACCCGGUGCCCUCGCCCAAGCCGGCCAGCGUGCAGGAGGAGGUGGUGGCCCCAGCCGCUGGCUUCCGCUGCACCUUCUGCAAGGGCAAGUUCAAGAAGCGGGAGGAGCUGGAUCGCCACAUCCGCAUCCUGCACAAGCCCUACAAGUGCACGCUGUGCGACUUCGCGGCCUCGCAGGAGGAGGAGCUCAUCAGCCACGUGGAGAAGGCCCACAUCACGGCCGAAUCGGCCCAGGGCCAGGGCCCCAACGGCGGCGGGGAGCAGUCAGCCAACGAGUUCCGCUGCGAGGUGUGCGGGCAGGUGUUCAGCCAGGCGUGGUUCCUAAAGGGCCACAUGCGGAAGCACAAGGACUCCUUCGAGCACUGCUGCCAGAUCUGCGGCCGGCGCUUCAAAGAGCCCUGGUUCCUGAAGAACCACAUGAAGGUCCACCUCAACAAGCUGUCGGUGAAGAACAAGUCCCCCAGCGACCCCGAGGUGCCUGUGCCCAUGGGCGGCAUGUCCCAGGAGGCCCACGCCAACCUGUACUCCAGGUACCUCUCCUGCCUGCAGAGCGGCUUCAUGGCCGCAGACAAAGCCAGCCUGAGCGAGCCCAGCCAGCUCUACGGCAAAGGCGAUUUGCCCAUGAAGGAGAAGGAGGUGGUGGGGAAGCUGCUGUCCCCCAUCUCCAGCAUGGCCCACAGCGUCCCCGAGGGCGACAAGCACUCCCUCCUGGGCUGCCUCAACCUCGUGCCGCCGCUGAAAUCCAGCUGCAUCGAGCGGUUGCAGGCGGCUGCCAAAGCCGCCGAGAUGGACCCCGUGAACAGCUACCAGGCUUGGCAGCUCAUGGCCAGGGGCAUGGCCAUGGAACACGGCUUCUUGUCUAAAGAGCACCAGCUACAGCGCAACCACGAAGACACUUUGGCAAACGCUGGAGUUCUGUUUGAUAAGGAGAAGCGGGAGUACGUGUUAGUGGGAGCAGAUGGCUCCAAGCAGAAAAUGCCUGCUGAUUUGGUUCACAGCACUAAAGUGGGCAAUCAGAGGGACCUGCCAAAUAAGCUCGACCCUUUAGAAGGCAGUCGGGAUUUUUUGUCCCACGGGCUGAACCAAGCUCUCGAGUACAACCUGCAGGGUCCCGGGAGCCUGAAGGAGAAGCCCACCGAGUGCCCGGACUGUGGCCGGGUGUUCCGCACCUACCACCAGGUGGUCGUGCACUCCCGUGUCCACAAGCGGGACCGCAAGGGCGACGAGGACGGGCUGCACGCGGGCCCCGACGAGCGGCGCGGCUCGGGCAGCGACCAGGAGUCCCAGUCCGUGAGCCGCUCCACCACGCCCGGCUCCUCCAAUGUGACCGAGGAGAGCGGGGUCGGAGGUGGGCUCUCCCAGCCCGGGAGUGCCCAGGAGGACAGCCCACACCCCUCCUCGCCGUCCUCCUCAGACAUUGGCGAGGAGGCUGGGAGAUCUGCCGGCGUCCAGCAGCCCGCGCUGCUUCGCGACAGGAGCCUGGGCUCGGCCAUGAAGGACUGCCCGUACUGCGGGAAAACCUUCCGAACCUCCCAUCACCUAAAGGUCCACCUGAGGAUACACACAGGUGAGAAACCCUACAAAUGUCCCCACUGUGAUUACGCGGGCACCCAGUCAGCAUCCUUAAAAUACCACCUGGAACGGCACCACCGGGAGCGGCAGAACGGAGCGGGACCGCUGUCCGGGCAGCCCCCGAACCAAGACCACAGGGACGAGCUGGCCGGCAAAGCUGCUCUGUUCAUCCGGCCGGAUGUCCUGAGGGGGGCGUUUAAGGGUCUCCCCGGAAUCGACUUCAGAGGCGGCCCUGCAUCUCAGCAGUGGACAUCGGGAGCGCUCUCGUCCGGAGAUCACCCGGGCCAGGCCACUGGCAUGUCUUCUGAGGCCUCUUCCGAUGCUCUCAAAGGUACCGACCUUCCUUCCAAAAGCACCCACUUCUCUGAAAUCGGGAGAGCUUAUCAAAGUAUCGUGAACAACGGUGUGAAUUUCCAAGGGUCCUUGCAAGCAUUCAUGGACAGCUUUGUCCUAAGCUCCUUGAAGAAGGAGAAGGACAUGAAGGACAAAGCCCUCUCGGACCCUCCUUCCAUGAAGGUCCACGGGGCGGACGGUGGCGAGGAGAAGGCCGGUGGCAAGGCGGUCCCCAGGAAGUCGGAGAAGUCUCAGUACGAGCCGCUGGACCUGUCGGUGCGGCCGGACGCCGCCUCCCUCCCCGGCUCCUCGCUGACUGUGCAAGACAGCAUCGCGUGGCACGGCUGCUUGUUUUGUGCUUUCACGACGUCCUCGAUGGAACUGAUGGCCCUUCAUCUCCAGGCCAACCACCUGGGCAAAGCGAAACGCAAAGAUAACGCCGUCGGGGUGACGGUCAAUUGCAAAGACCAGGGCCGGGAGGCGAGUAAAGCGGCCCUGCUGCCCUCGGUACAAUCAAGCAAAGAGAUGGCGCUUCCCAACCUGAUGGGGGCGCUAGACUCGGCCUCUGAGAAGAUGGCCCCGGGGCAGGUCAAGGAGACGCUGGGGGAGCAGAAGGGGGGCCCGUGGCCCAGCCACGUGGACCCCGCGUUCUGUAACUUCCCCUCAGACUUCUACAAGCAGUUCGGUGUGUACCCGGGCCUGCUGGGCUCGGGGGCCUCCAGUUCCUGCCCCACCCGGGAGCCCGACGGGAAGGCCCCCUCGGAAGACGACGCCCCGAUCCUGAUCCCCGAAACCACAAGUAAGAACGCUACUGAUGACCUCUCGGACAUCGCCUCCUCCGAGGACAUGGACUCGUCCAAGGGAGAGAACAACGAGGAAGAGGAUAUCGACACGGAGCCGGAGGUGAUGAGCAAGCCGCCCGCCCUCAGCAAGGACGGCGGCGGCGGCGGCGGGGAAGGCAGGGAUGCCCUGCUGCCCGCGGGCGCCCCGCAGCCCGUCCAGGGACUGGUCUCCCCUCUCUCCCAGGCGUCGGAGAAGCAGUGGCACAGCCCGGGCCUUCUUCCAGCCCAGGACCCCGCGGCGGGCCUGCCCAAGCCGGAGCGGGGGCCCCAGGGCCUGGAGAAGCCGAUGAACGUGCUGUCGGUUCUCAGGGCCUACAGCUCCGAUGGCUUAGCAGCCUUUAACGGACUUGCAAGUAGCACAGCAAAUUCUGGAUGUAUCAAGAGGCCAGACUUGUGUGGUAAGUUUUAGAAUCCUCUUCCUUUAGUUCAUUUCCCAAAACAUCAGUGCUGAUGUGUGCAUUUUUUAAAAAUGGGGUAGACGUCUCCCUGAGCAGAUUUUUGAACGACACAUAAGCCACCAUCCCCCGUCUCUGCUGUAUAUGCAGUGUAGACAAUCAUGAGAGUCAACUUCAUUUAGAAGUGCUGGACCUCUUACUUUUGUGUUCCAAUUUGCAUUGUCAUGCUCUGAAACGCCUGUACGGAAGGCACGGAAAAGGGGGCGGUGUCUCCCAGCGGGAGCUACUCCUGUUUUUUAAUCCGUAACUUGGCGGUUGGGGGGUGGGGGAGAAAACCUUACAAAACAAAAAGUAAAAGAGACAUGGUAACUUGCAAACUUUUCCGCCUUUUCACCUUAUGCAUAAGAUGCCUAAAGACCAGUCCUUACUGCUUUGCUAAGCCAAAUCUGCUUUCUGAAACUCUUCUUCAUAAUGACGUAGAGGAUACUAAAAUCAUAUCACACUAGCCACAGUGUAGAAAUAAAGCGGCCCUCUCUCCAGAUCGGGAGAUGGUUGUGGGGUGUUUGUGAUGCAUCUUGAGACAUACCAAAUGGCAGUUACUGUGACUUUGGCCUUCUAUGAUUGCCUUCUGUCCGUCCGUCUCUUCACCUGUCUGUUGUUCUAACAAGAAAUGUACCUUGUGAAGCCCCUGGUUAGCCGUGAUGUGAUCCCGUGUGUCUUGGAUUUAUGCCUGCCUGAUCUUGUUAGCAAACUGGCACUUCUUUACCUCCUUAAGGAGUAUGGUCACCCCAACGUAAUUCCCUAUCGGAAAAAGUAACAAUAAAAUUUGCAGCCUAGAAAUGCAUCAAAUGAGUGUCGUCAUGGGCUGGGCGGGGGGGGGGGUCAAAGUCACUCUGUUGGCACCCAGAUAUUUUUAUUCGAAAGCCUUUCUCUGCAUCAAAGCUCAGUGUGUUCUUCUCAGCCCCUAACACCCACACCAGAGACAAAGGACCAUGGGACCUCUCCAUCUGUCCUCUGUGAAAGGAUGUCUGUGAUUUGACUUCACUUGUUGAACAAAAGGAAGGAAGGAAGGAAAGGAGAGAGAAAGGAAGGAAAAUGGAUGGAAGGAGAGAAGUAUUUAACUUCUGAAUCCUGACAUUCCUUUUAGCACAGAAUGGGAUUCAACACGCUGGAGUCGGUUCAUAAUUUAAACUGAUGUAUUUCUUCCUUCCCCAUCCUUCCCUAAUUCACUAAGAACUGGAUCAAGCAGUCAGAAAUAUAUUUUUGAAUUGUCAAAAAUCACUAAACGGAUUUCUGACAGCUCAAAAAAAUAUUGACAGUUCCUUAUGCUGAAUGAUUCAUAAGGCCCCAUUAACCAGCACCCCCAGAUCUAUUUUUAGCCACAUACAAUUCAUUACUUUUGAAGCUGUUAAAAACAAUAUUUAAAAGAAAGAGAAAAGGGUUUUAUGUCAGUCCAAUUUUUUUUUUUUUCUUUUCUUCCGGGGGAGUGAUAUUUAAGUCUUUUUUUUUUUUCUUUUUUUCUUUUUUUUUUUACUGUUGUUUUAAGGUUGUGAUUGGAGUGCUUUCUUUUUUAUUGUUGUUUGGGGAUUUUUUUUUUUUUUUCCGUCUAUUUUCAGUUCUUUCAAAUACCUACAUAGGACCCUAGUCCCUGCCAGGAAUCCAUGCAUCAGAAAAGAUCAAAACCUGGCAUGUUUAUAAGCUCAUUAUUAUUGAAAUGAGCUCAUAUUACCCCUAUUAAUUUUCCCAUCCUCCCAUCAAUGGGGAAGGAAGGCUGCCUGCCUUUGAGGAAGCUUGCCCACUUGUGUCCUUUCGCGCCAGGAGAGGGUGGAGGGGAGGCAGCUUCGGGGAGCCCUUUCCUCUGAGCUGUAGCUUUUAGGCCCUUUGACCCCCCUCCCCCGAACAGCACCUCCCCACCCUGCCCUGACAAUUCCAGGGUCCAUGCAAAAAAACCUUCCUUGAGUCAGCCUUUCAGCCCUUGGGCAACAGAUCCUGAGGUGUAAGUUGGGGCCCCCCCGCUUCUGAAAGGGGAGGGAAGCUUCUCAGGCCAGCCAGGCUAAAAGGCACCGUGGUUCCUUCCCCCGAGGUCUAUGCAGAUCCCACAGCUCCACCUUGAACUCGUGGUACGGUGGUGCCAGAACCACCUCUGGUCGGAAACUGCCCGUUUUUAGACGGCACAGCUUCCGCGUUUCAGUUGAUUCUCGUUUCUCCCUCAUCCUCUCGCGUUAGCUUGGGAGCAAGGAAGGAAGGUGCUCUCCUCUGGCCUUUGCGUUUGCCUGGGCUGGGCUGGAGGCCCUGUCCUGGCGCUUCCAGGAUGGGUCUGACUCUGUCCGGUUUUCGGUUCCCCACUGCCCUGCCUGGCCCGCUGUCAUCCAAACCCUCUUCCUUCUGGCUGCUGGGAUUCAGGAAGGCCAGGCAUGUCCAUCCUUCCUGAGAGUUGAUAUCUGGGAGGAAAACUUUAAACCCACUGAGCUCCAAAGGGGGCAUCUGGGGGCGUUUUUCUUAUGGUCUGGCUUUCUCUCUAGCAUUGCAAGAAGCCCAAAUGAUCGUUGAAAACGCCCGUCUCCCAUCAGCUUGACUUUGCGAGGUUGGAAAUGAGAGCGACAUAGCAAGGCAGCUAUUGCUAAUGUUUAUUUCCUCCCCUCGGCUCCACUCAGCGUAGAUGUACAUUUCCAAACGGGCCCACGAGCUUGAUAUCUGGUUCCGUCAAGAACCUGGGCUUUGCCAACGCAAAGAAUGAUUCUGAUGUUUCCAAUAUCACAGGAGAGUGUGGGGUCUGAUUUUGUGUGGUGGGUAAACCCAGAGCCCUCCUCUGAUGGCCCUGGAAACAGCUGAUAGGAGGAGCUGAUACCAGUCUGGGUGUGAAGUGUUGGAAGAAGCAUCCAUAAAGCUCUUGUUUAAAUCACUUAAAUACCCUCUCCCCGCAGAGCUCAGCGGCUCUGCUGACACAUGCCGGUGAGUGGAGAGGGUGGCUUCUAGCCCUAAGUCUGUGGGUGCUACUUGUGUUGUCGGCUCUACUUCUGGGUGCUUCCUUAAUUCUGUAGACCUCUGGGCCUCCAGCUCAGGGACCAGGGGUCCUGGCCAGUGUGCACGACCCACUCCUAAGCCAAUGCAUUUCCCUACUCUGAUGCAGAAGAGGGAGACAAACAGGAGAGAGGCCAAUGGGGGGGGGGGCGUGUAGUGUCAACAAUGUUGACAACUUGACCAUGAAUCUUCAAAAGAUCCUUCCAGGAGUUCCCGUUGUGGCUCAGUGGUUAACAAAUCCAACGAGGAACCACGGGGUUGCAGGUUCGAUCCCUGGCCUCGCUCAGUGGGUGAAGGAUCCGGCAUUGCUGUGAGCUGUGGUGGAGGUUGCAGAUUCAACUGGGAUCUGGCAUUGCUGUGGCUGUGGUGUAGGCUGGUGGCUACAGCUCGGAUUGGACCCCUAGCCUGGGAACCCCCAUAUGCCAUAGGAGCGGCCCUAGAAAUGGCAAAAAAAGACAAAAAAAAAAAAAUCCUCCACAGAGAACAGUGCCUUAGCCUAUCCGAGGCCUGUUACAGAUGACGCCGAGGAGGAUACUGGGCAUGGGUUAACCCAAGAUGGAUUAAGCUAAAGGACAUACACUGUUGCUUCUGGAAUAGCUCAGGUCCCACUUGUCAUAAGAUGUCUUCCAGAUUCCAGGCAUGGCCCGCCUCUUUUUGUUCUGUUGAAGAACAUAAGGUACAGGAAUUCCCAUCGUGGCUCAGCAGAAACGAAUCUGACUAGGAACCAUGAGGUUGUGGGUUCGAUCCUUGGCCUCGUUCAGUGGAUUACGGAUCUGGCGUUGCCAUGAGCUGUGGUGUAGGUCGCAGGUGCGGCUCGGAUCCCGUGUUGCUGUGGCUGUGGUGUAGGCUGGCAGUUCCAGCUCUGAUUAGACCCCUAGCCUGGGAACCUCCAUAUGCCGCGGGUGCGGCCCACAAAAGACCAAAACAAAACAAAACACAUAAGGUACAGGGGCAUUCCCAUGCCAUCAGAGAACUUGGAUGUGCCCUUGGUUUUAUUGGAAUGGAUUUGACCUUGUUUUCAUGAUGGGACAGGAUCCACAUGAGUAUUUAAUAAGGGGGUUGGUGGGGCCAGGGCAGACCAGGGCAGCAUUCACAUCCACUGACAAGAAAGGCAGACAACCCCUUUGUCCAGCCAAGAAAUCUGAUGAACCGUUGGGUCAGCCAGUAGCUUGGAGCCGUGAGAGAGCUCUGGUGUGCCCCGGACAGCCCAGAAGCUGGUCUGCACAGUGCCAGUGGGACUGGCUGCGUGGCACCAGGUACAGAGCUUGCCUUGCUCCAGAAUUUGUGGAUUUGGAGGGCAACCUUUACUUUAGCUUUUGGAACUGAGACAGAUGGCUGCAAGCCAUCAUGUGUUGAGUCUUGCAAAUGGCGUUUACUCUGUAUCCUCUGGUGAGUCCAGGGGUAGGGGUGAUGGAGAAGGAACUAAAGUCGAAUUAAGGGAAAGGGAGUGAGAUGAGCAUGACUCCUGAACUCUUGGAAACCGUGCUUUGGAGUUCCCGCCACACAGGGAAGCUGGGCUGAGCCAGGAGCAUCUAUCAGCUUCUCUACCAUGGGGGGGCAAGGCCCUGGUGUGGUGGCUGCCAGAUCCAGGGACCCACCAGGUGGAAUCGAGUAAGAAGAAGGGUCACCAACAGCAAUAGCCUCAGGAUUUCCAAUUAAGAGGACCUGGCUUCCCAAAUUAUGCCUGCACCUAGGGGUUCUCUCAUAGCAAUGAGGGAAUUAGGACCUCCCUAAAAAAAAAGAUAGGAUCCAUGGAAACUUCAAACCUCUUUACCUUAUGUAUUCUAAAAUGUGUGUUCAAGUGAACCAGGUUAGCAGAGCUGAAUUCUUUUUUUUUUUUUUUUUUUCCCCUGCUCUUUACGGCUGCACCUGCAGCAUAUGGAAGUUCCUGGGCCAGGGGUCCAAUCAGAGCUGCAGCUUCCAGCCACAGCCACAGCGAUGCCAGGUCCAAGCCACAUCUGUGACCUACACCACAGCUCCCGGCACCAUCCCUCACCCACAGAGCGAGGCCAGAGAUUGAAUCCGCAUCCUCAUGAAUACAGGUUGGGCUCAUUACCGCUGAGCUAUGAUGCGAACUCCAGAGCGGAAGGCUAGAUGUGACUUCCAUCCUCCAAAAACCUCUCCCAUUUCUGAGCAUAGGCAGUCUGAAAAUAGUCACCUUUGUCCCAGCAACACAGUCGAAAGCAGGAUUAGGCCACACACUUUUCUUAGAAGGCCAGAGAGUAAAUCCAUGACGCUUGAAGUCCUGUGGUCUCUGCCAGGCAGUGCAAAGCAGCCAAUAAGCAAUAAGGAAGCACUUGGGCGUAGCCAUGGUCCAAAAAAACUUCAGUUAUUAACACAGGCUGUGGGCUAGAAGUGGCCCACGGGGGCUGGUUUGCCAACCCCUGUGCUCCUGUAAACAAGGUGGUGCGGCUCUGGUCACCCUAGGCAAGAUGGGACAACUGCCCUCUGCUAACGCCACCUGCCAGUGAGACGACGUGCGCAGGACCCAUCUCCUGCUAUUUAAAGCCAAAGCCGGAGGUGCAAGAGAUCUUCCAGAGAGAGAGGACUUGGAGACCCAGGUGGCCUGGUGUAGCUGUUUCUGGAAGGUCUCAUCUCUGCUUACACGCUAAAAACUUCCAGAACACCCCUUCCAUGACUCAUGGUGAGUCCAGGGCUGCCCCUCAUCAUGGCCAAGGUGGGCAGAACAGGAAGAGGCAGGAGCUCCGUCUUGGCCUUGAGGUGAACUUGAUGGACAGAACAUGAGGAUAAAAAGAGAUGAUGGAUGGAGAAGAGCUCGGAUAGAUGGCUCUCCAUUGAGCUGGUAUUUUAUAGAAGAGCUGCUCAUCCCCCUGAGACUGUCACAAGGAGUUGAUGGCAGCGCCCACACGUCUUUUGAUUGCGGUAGUGCCUUUAGCCCUGAGCAGGUCCACAUCUUCCUUCCCAUCGCGCCUGUGGAGACACGUUUUAUUUCUUCGUGUCUGCCACACCCAGGCAUUGAUAACCCCUCCUUAGUGGGUGGGAAGUUAGCUUGGAAGGCAGUUCUGGCAGUUUGGGGAUGACGUCCCAUUGCAAUGGCAUACCAUGUCUGUUUCUACUCCAUCCUCCUGAUAGAAGGCAAGUGCUUCGACAAGGAGAAAUAAGUCCUGCCUUCUCAGUCUUUGGCCAAGAAAGAGCUAAGGUCUGUGGUCAGCUAGGGAUUUCCAAGCAAGCCGUGGCAGGAUAUGCGAAAACACUGCGAGCGAUGCAUCCAGGCAGAGGACGAUGCGCUGAGGGUGGAGCCUGUGACAGUGGGUACAUUGUUGGUCUUGUGGAUGAGCCCAGGUUCUAAGAUGUGGCCCUGAAGCCAGCAGGUUGGAAUGAAGCAAGGAGGUUACAUGAGUUAAACAGGCACAGGAAGAGAAGCACAAAAAUCAAAACCACCCCAUAUAAGGGGGAGAGCACUUAGCCGAGGAAACCCAGGGACUCGCUGCUGUGGGGUCUUGUCUGCGGAGCUGCCGUGCUGUAUCUACAGCCAGAUGAGCCAUCCUCCUCCUCUUCCUCGGCUUCCUGAGCUGAUGCUCCUGCGUCUUGGCUGGCAGAGACCGUGGAAACUCUUUUGCCCUCAUUUUCGUCGCUCGACUUUAGCAUUUACAGGUUGGCUGUUGACGCCCACGGUCCAGCCUGCUCUCACUCAUAGCGUGUGUCCAGGGCCUGAGGUUAGGUUACAUCAGUAGGGAGGACCCUUUGGCUCAUCCUGAAGUCCAAGGGCAGAUCCUUUAAAUGAAUGCAAGUCGCCACCUCAUCCUGCCCACUCUGCCACUGCUGGGUUGCCUCCCCACGAGUCUGCGGAGCCUCCUUUUGACUCCGGGGGGAACAAAGCACAGGUGCUGUCCCCCAGGGUCUCCCACAGAACUCAGCACCCCCGGGCAGGUUCUCGCCUGCCCUUGUCCCUAACCAGGCCCUGUGCACCGUGUCGAGGAAAAGGCAGCCUCUUUGGAUAGCGGCCCCUUCCAACUCUUUCGUCUUUCUGCUCCUCCUCCCCUUCCCUCUCUUUAAAUUAAAUAGGGACUGCCACUGACGUGAUGUCGUUUGCACUGCAGGAUGACAGAACUGUUGUGUGAAUACCAUUGUAUUUGCCAAAUGGUCCACUCGUCAUUUCAGAACAAACAAAUGGAUGGUGUCUGUAAGUCGGCAAACACUGGUGACAUUUAGCCUUGUUUAUGUUCCUUUCCUUUUGCUGCACAUUUUUGGCUCCAGAAGCUACUGGCUGAAUCAACAGUGCCUCCGAAGCAGGAGCAAAGUCUGGUAGCUUUCAUUUUGGUUGCCGCGUCCCUUUUCUCUUUGGCUCGCAUGAUACCUCCUGACCAGGAUCAAGCCCGGGGUGGGAAAAGAGACCAAGGCAGCUCUUUGGUUCAAAACCUAUCUCCAUAUAAACCAUAUUUUUUUCCUCCCUGAUAAUGCCUUCAAAUUGGGAGGGAGGAAGAGAAUGCUGAGAGGAGAGAGUGCUGUCAGAACAGACAGCCACAUCCCCCUGGGAAAUGCCAACUCUCCAGGCAAGCCCAGCCACCACCACGUGCAAUAGGAGCGGCGUGACCCCAUUGCUGUGUUGAGCUGGGUGCCGGUACCCGGGGCUUAAGCUUUGGCAGCUACCUUCUCAGGCUGCUGACUCAAAGUCAUGGCUGGCACUGACAGCCUUUGAGAUACAGACCCCAUCUUAACCGCGGAUGGAAUCAAGUUCUUUCUUUUUUUCCUUUUCAGAUCUUCUGUGCCAAGCCCAGGUUUCAAAUACGUAGUAAUUAUCUCCUAUUACCUAGCGCUGAUCAACAGCACCUCUCCAUCUAAUUGCCAACCUGCUCUAAUCACUGAGACUAUUCUUGCUUUAGCCAGAGACGGAAGGACCAACUUUUAUAAAUAUUGCUUUAUUGUCCUUAUUCCAUUAAACAAUCAGGGACUGUGGCCCUGCCCUUGCUGUCAAAUGCCUCUAGCGCACACGGUUUCUGGAUUGUUUAAUGAAUCUGCACAUUUUCUUGCAGGUAAGUGACAGCCCCUGUUCUAGUCGGUCUAGCUGGACUUGCCCUUGUCUGUUCGUGCACCUCGGUGGCUAUCUGCAGCUUGUAAAUCGUGUAAAGUCAAGAGAAGAAUGUAUACACAUAUGUGUGUUGAAUAAAUAAUUACCAUUGGCAUAGGUAUGUGUAUACACAUGGCACACCAACCUACAGCGUAUAUAGCAAAGAAUCAGGGAGGCUAAAAAUAUUGCCCCAUAUGUUCCCCCAUUAGCAUAGGAUGGGGAAGCCUUAGUCACUUGAAUGGGAGAGAAAAUUCGCUCAGAGUCCUGCAUCCUGCAUGACAAAGGCUGGUGGAUUUGAGGUCCCUUUACCCGUGAAAACCCUGAAGCCCCCCCCCCCGCCCCCGUACACACAGACACACACACACACAGAUAACACACACACACUUCAGCACAGCUUCUGGAGGUGGGCCCUACAAUGGUCUUUUGGUGGCAUUACUGCUUAUGUCUGAUUGUCCUGUAUUUUGUAACACUUUAGAAGAAUACGGCAAAGUGCAGUAAUUACCUUUCUCCAUAGUCUUUAAGCAGUGAUAUUGCUAGUUUAAUAUUGUGUUGGGUCGUCUUAUUAACCGGGAAGAGAUGACAGUCAAAUUUCAGUGAACAGUUACCUUGCCCUCCUCUCCUUAAACACGGCGAUUGCAGCGAAAUGUGUAAACGUGUAACCGGGUUAUCGUGUGCUUUGGCAUAGAGUAUUGUUGAAGUAAUUAGACGCUCUCUUAAGGUAUUCCUGGUAAUGAAGGCAUGUAAGUUAUAAUCAUUGUAGCUUUCUGAAUACGUGUCAAACUAUAUCUUUAAGUGUGCUGUAUGCUGAGUUACAAGUUAGGUCCUUUAUGAAUGGAAUGUAAAACAAUACUAAAAAUGCUUCAAUAACGUAUCUUGGUAUUGCUAAUAAAAAAAAAGCUGUGAAACAU